Molecule: messenger RNA, 3655 nt
Organism: Cloeon dipterum
Lineage: Eukaryota; Metazoa; Arthropoda; Insecta; Ephemeroptera; Baetidae
Product: helicase POLQ-like
Exons: 15
Coding region: 137-2905 (922 amino acids)
Molecular function (GO): ATP binding; nucleic acid binding
Source: RefSeq, a predicted model, not a curated record
ACAACAGUCAACCUUGAAAGCCAAGAAAGCCGGCACUUUGGGUUUUGGAUUUCAAUCAUAUAUUUAUCAACCCCUCUGCGAGCCACCCUUUUUGUUUCGAUGGGUUAGAGUUCGUUUCUGAUCAGGAUCUAAAACUAUGAGUGUUCCGGGAGAUGACGAGUCGCUGAUUUUCGACGAGAGCGACUUGCAGGCCAUCGACGAGAUGGAGCAGAGGAGCCAGCAGUCUCAGAAAACCGUACCCUGCAGCAAGGUCACAGUCCUGAAGCGGAAAAGUGACUCGCCGAGCAAAGCAGCGGCCGCGGAGACUCUAAAAAGGCCACUGGUGGAUUCGAGCACCAACAACAGCAGCCCCAGCAGCGGCAGUGGAGGUGGCACCACGCAGGACUCGCAGAACAGCAUAUUCGCUUUCGGGCAAGACCUGCAGCAGAUCCUGCUGAGCAACGCCGACAAGUCACUGCUGCUGGAGACGCCCAAGAGGAAAAACCUGCUAGACAUGGUGCCAUCUCUGCGGACGCAGGAUUGCUCGGUGGGCUUUGAGAGUCUUGGGUCUUUCUACGGCUUGCCGGACAGGGUGUUGGAGCUGCUCAAGGAGCACAAGGGAGUGGACAAGCUUUACGAUUGGCAAACCGAAUGUCUGGCCCUAAGGUCAGUCCUCGAGAGGAAAAAUUUCAUCUACUCCAUAUCGACCAGCGGCGGCAAAACGCUUGUUGCGGAAAUUUUGCUUUUUCGAGAGAUGUUAUGUCGAAAGAAAAAUACCAUCUUUGUGCUGCCCUAUGUAUCCAUCGUGCAGGAAAAGGUCAGAUCGCUUUCUUCGUUUGCAUUGGAAAUGAACUUUCUUGUCGAGGAAUACGCUGCUGGUAAAGGCAUUUUGCCUCCUAAGAAGCGGCUGUGGAAGAACGUGGUGUUUGUUGCCACCAUAGAAAAGGCUCUCGCAUUGUUCAACUCGUUGGCCGAGGAGAAACGGCUGCACGAAAUUGGAAUGGUUGUUGUUGAUGAAAUCCACAUGAUUGGAGAGGCUGGACGCGGCGCUGUUCUUGAAAGCCUUAUAGCCAAAUUUAUGUUUUCCAGCCCGGAAACACAGAUCGUUGGAAUGAGUGCAACAAUCGGCAACCUAACGGAAGUUGCCUCUUUCCUUAGGGCGGAGGUUUAUUCAAAAGAAUUCAGACCUGUGGUACUUCAUGAGUUCCUUAAAGUGAAUGACAAUGUGAUUGCAAUCGAUGAUAAAAGUGACGACCAUUUCGUGCCAACGAGGAAUGUGCACAGUGACGACAAGCGAAAUGAUCCUGAUGGUCUGAAAGUGUUGGUUGCUGAAGUGGCUCCAAGUAAAUCGUGCCUGAUCUUUUGCGCCACAAAGAAAAACUGUGAAAACGUUGCUAUGCUGUUGGCUAAAUCGCUAGACAAGAGCAUGAAAUGCUAUAAAGGACGAGAGAAAGUGGAGCUGUACCAUGCCUUGAAGGAGGAAGGCAGCGGAGUUGUCUGUGAUGUGCUCAAGAGGACCAUUCCCUAUGGUGUCGCAUACCACCACUCUGGUCUCACAAUGAAUGAAAGGAAUCUGCUGGAAGAGGGGUUUCGAGCCGGAGUUCUUUGUUGCUUGUGCUGCACCUCGACCCUGGCUGCUGGAGUCAAUCUCCCCGCCAAAAGGGUGAUCUUGCGGAGUCCGAAAAUAGGCAGAGAUUACCUCACCCUGAGCCAGUACAAGCAAAUGACAGGGAGAGCAGGCCGAGCUGGAAUGGAUGACGCAGGCGAAAGUAUCCUCAUCUGCCAGGAAUCGGAGCUGGAGGAGGUGAAGCGGUUUCUUAAGUCUGGAAUGACUUGGUGUCACAGUCAGCUGGGAAACACACCCAGCGUGGCUGAGGGACUGAUUCUGAGCCUCAUUGGGCUGGACUUGGCCACUUCCUGCCGGCAGUUGUGCCACUUUUUGCGCCAGUUCACCCUGCUUGGUAUUCAGUCUGGUCAAGAGGUGGAACAGCUUGUCGAGAAGGUUGUUGCUGAGCUGUACAAAAAUCAGGUGCUGGUGCUGAAGGAGGAUUCCCCCUUGCUUGAGGACACCAGUGAGCUGAAAGUCAGUCCGCUAGGAAGAGCAGCCAUGAAAGCAAACUUGACCAUGGACCACGCCAAAACCCUUCUCAAUGACCUGAGCCAAGCUCAAGGGGCGCUCAACCUUCUUUCCCCGCUCCACUUACUGUACCUGAUUAUUUCCCCUGAGAGGGUCGAAAGCAACAGAUUCUCAGCUGUUGUGUUCGCCAAUGUGCUUCUCAAACUGUCAUCCAAUGACAAAAAGACUGCUGAACUGAUUGGAAUCACUGAAGGAGUCAUCUCCACCCUGAUGCGAGGAUGCAAGCCUAAGGCUGUGCCUGAGUGUGUCUUGAACCGAUUCUACCUCGCGCUACUGUUAAGCGCCAUGUGGGAUGGUCAGAUGAUCUGGAACGUGUCUGAUAAGUUUGACAUUCCCAGAGGGGACAUUCAAUCUCUGAUGGUCGCCUCUGCGAGUCAAGCGUCCAAUAUCAAGACCUUCUGCCAGGAGUACGAAGGCUCCUUGUGGUGCUUCCACUCACUUUUGACCAAAAUCUGUGAUAGACUGUCUCACUGUGGCUCUUCUGAAAUCUUGGAGCUGAUGGAACUGCCUGCUGUUAAAAAGGGCCGAGCGCAGCAACUGUUCAAAGCGGGCUUCAAAACGCUGCUGGACGUAGCCUCAGCAAACCCUAAGGAGAUGGUUAGAAAAAUCGAGCACCUGCCCACCAAAGUGGCCAACCAGUUAGUCUCAUCUGCCAAAAUGCUACUGAUGGAAAAGGCAGAGUCCCUGCGAGAGGAGGCAGAAAUUGUGUUUGGAUCAAUGAAGGAGCAGCUGCUGGAAAGCUUCUCCCAGUCUCCUAAUAGGACCAUGAAUCAAUCGAUUCUGUUGUAAGCUCAAAAAGGCUUUUAAUUGAGAGAUGAGUCUUGUUAAUUUUUAAAUAUCUUUAAUUAAAAUUCUAAUUAUAUAAAUUUUCAUUAGUUUCAAUGGAAAAAUUUGAACACUGCUUUGGCGGUGGCACUUCCUGCACAUUCAGUCAACUCUUCCUCAGUUGCGUAGGAAAGUCGGCGAAUGGUGACAAACUUCUCUACAAGUAGUUGUGCCUUUUUGCGGCCUACAUUUGGAAUGUUUGUCAGCAGCGCGAGUUGCUUCGAGGCAAGGUCGGUAGUGUGAGGUGUUGAUUUGACAGUCAGAAAUGGGUUGAGGUGCUUGUUGGACCGCGUUUGAGCCAAAUCUUUCAGCAGCACAGGCAGCUCUGGCAAACUGGCCACUGGGAUCACAUUUGAGUCGUGCUUUAACGUGGCACAAGUCUGAACGCCUUUAUACAAAUUUGUAGUGGAGCAAUUCCUUUCGGCAACGAUUACACCUGCGCUUCCCCAUGCCUAUAAGGACAAUAAUUACAAAGGAAUUCUUGUUCAAUUGCCUUGGAAUGAAAAAACAAACGAAAAUUUUCUCUGCUCUCAUCCAGUUUGUAUGUAGGAUUUCGCACCUUUUUGAAGCGUUUGAUUUUGGCUGCUAUCUCCACAUCGGCUCCAGAUGAAUUUUCUGAGCAAAUCACAAUAACAGGGGUGUUUUGAGCUGGGAUGAAAUCGACCGGCGCACCACUCAAACUGUGCAGAGAAAAAGCGACUCCUCCGUGAAACC